AUGGCUUUCCCUCAACCAGGCGGUCCGACUUUUCGUCACGCACAGGUACAUGGUGUUUUCUCCUUCCCACGACCGGCUUCCAACGCUCGUCCGAAAGUUAACACGCCCGCGCAGUCCUUUGCGGAUGCCCAGUCCCAGUUCGACAUCCUCGAGUGGCAUCCCUAUUUCAUGUCCUGCAUGCGAUACUUCCUGGACCACGCCCAGUACCAUGGCCCCGUGCAGGCUCUUGCCGGAUUCAUCAACAUCCGACUACCUUUCCAGAAGCCCAACCCGGUACUAUCUUCACAGACAGUCCGUCCACCACCGGAAUUAGAGGCCUCUUGCCGGGGAACAGGAGGGAAGGCUCCCGUGGGUGGCUACGGUCUUCAGUCGUACGCGAGUGUCAACUUGAUUCCCUAUAUCCGCCGUCUGGUGGCUACGGGGUAUGACUUCCCGGGUGUUUUGCACGGCUUUUUCGGAGACGACUGGGAGGCUGGUGUGGGGCAACUACACGAGAACGAGCGACGGAACUACCUUUUUGCGGCCAAGAGCUCCAACUGGCUCAAGGUCAAGGCGGCUUACGACAUGAACGAGGAAGAGACCAUACCGUUCCUCAAACCUUUGCGCGAUGCGACCGAACGAGAAAUUGUCAUGGCUGAGAGAAGCUGGAGCGAGUGGUUGGCGAUGCAGGACUGGAUGCUGGGACCACGCGCACCGGAAAUGCAGCAAGCGAACGGCAAUGGCAAUAGCAAUGGCAAUGGGAAUGGGAAUGGGAAUGGCAACAACGUCAAUGGAGGGCGGAUGCAGGGUAUUAAAAGGGAAGGUGACUGA
This is a messenger RNA of Sordaria macrospora k-hell, 810 nucleotides long. The record is from RefSeq and is a predicted model, not a curated record. NCBI's taxonomy places the organism in Eukaryota, Fungi, Ascomycota, Sordariomycetes, Sordariales, Sordariaceae.